AUGAACGACCUCCUCAACUACAUCCUCUCCCUGGAUACCUUCCGAAAAAACCGCCUCCCAUCCCUCUACUCCGACUUUGCCACCUUCCGAAAGACGAACCCCGAGGGCUACGCCGUCAACACAGCAGCCUGGCAGCAUGCCCUAGCGAGCGCCGCCAAACGCGGCUUCAUAUCUUCUUCUCCCUCUUCUUCUGCAGGACCGACCGACUCGAAACGCAAGAGCGACCAUCUCAUUCUCCGCGCCGACCAGUCUUUAUUGCGGGAGUUGGAGAUCCCCGAGUGGGGGCGGCCCGUGGCGCUGGCUGCUGUUAUUGACGAUGCGGUCUAUCAUCGGACGAUGGUCCCCAUGCAGGCGUACAAGAGUAGCGGGGCUGUUCUUGAAAAGCCGCGGUGGAAUCUCGUGGACCCUGCGGCGUUGAAUCCGUGGAAUGUGAUGAGCUGGGGGCUGAGACAGUUGAGGGGUGCGGUGCUGGGGUCUGAUAUGGAGGCUACGCCUGGAUUGCAGUCUCAGGAGCUGGUGCUGGUGGAGAAUUUAAAGGAGGCUGCGAGCCGGGUCGUGAAGCGGGUUACGGGCAUGAGCCCGUCUAGGACUGACUUGGUGUAUUCCAAGGAAAGUUUCAAGGCUGCGUUUGAUACAGCGCUGAGUGAGGAGAGUGAGCUGUCUGAUGCGGAUUUUGACCUUUUAUUGCUUUAUUUAUCCCGCGACUGCGGUGCCAUCGCUUAUGACGGCAAGACUAUCCGCUUCCGACCCUCCGACGAUACCCCCCGUGAAAUCACCCAGCAAGAUACCACUAUUGCCUCGAUCAAGGCGCUCACGGCGAGCAUGACCAAGCAGGUCGAGAGUCUGGAGAAGAAGAUUGUCGAGCUAAAUCUGACCGCGAAGACGGCGCUGCACCACAAGAAUCGGAUCUCGGCCCUCUCGGCAGUCCGUUCCAAAAAGCUCGUAGAGCAUAACCUGCAGCAGAGGCUGGACACUCUGACACAGCUCGAGGAGGUAUUUUCCAAAAUCGAGCAGGCUGCGGAUCAGGUGGAGUAUGUCAAGGUGAUGGAGGCUAGCACGGGUGCCCUUCGCGGGCUGCACAAGCAGAUUGGAGGGGCCGACAGGGUCGAGGAUGUGGUCGACGAGCUGCGCGACGAGAUGUCCAAGGUGGACGAGGUCGGCAACAUCAUGAACGAGGCUGGCCCUGUUAUUGACGAGUCCGAGAUCGACGACGAGCUUGCCGAGCUGGAGGGCAAAGAGGAGGAGGCGAGGGGAGAGAAGGCCGCGGAAGAGACUCGGAAGAAGCUCGCCGAGCUCGACAACAUCGAGCAGAGUGCCAGAGAGGCUGCUCGGACAUCAGCAGCUGAGCAGAAUCUAGAUUCUGAAUUGGAAGAGAGGCUCUCCCGGAUGUCUGUUGAGGAGGCGCCAGCGGCUCAUUGA
Molecule: messenger RNA, 1419 nt
Organism: Aspergillus campestris IBT 28561
Lineage: Eukaryota; Fungi; Ascomycota; Eurotiomycetes; Eurotiales; Aspergillaceae
Product: putative vacuolar sorting protein SNF7 family protein
Exons: 5
Coding region: 1-1419 (472 amino acids)
Biological process (GO): late endosome to vacuole transport via multivesicular body sorting pathway; vesicle budding from membrane
Cellular component (GO): ESCRT III complex; cytoplasmic side of plasma membrane; multivesicular body
Source: RefSeq, a predicted model, not a curated record